AUGGCCUGCACCAAAGUUGCGGAGCAGCCAGCCCCACAGCAGUCCCAGCCCAUCUCCUCAGAAGCCUCCACCUCCAACGUCAAGGACCCUGCUAGGUGUCACCGAGGCUCAGCGGGGGUUGACCUGGAGUGCCUGGUGUGCCGGGAGCCCUACAGCUGCACCCGGCCACCCAAGGUGCUGGGCUGCCAGCACACCUUCUGUGCCAUCUGCCUGAAGCUCCUGCUGUGCGUGCAGGACAACACCUGGUCCAUCACCUGCCCACUGUGCCGCAAGGUCACUGCCAUCCCCGGAGGCCUCAUCUGCAGCCUGCGCGACCAGAAGGCGAUGAGGGGGCAACUGGUCCACCCUGUCCCCGAGGUGCAUCUCUGUCCUCUGGGACUGGCAGAUCCUGCCACCUUGGCAGCAGAGCACCCCAACUUGGUGGGAGAAGAUGGGCAGGAUGCAAUAAGUACCAACCGCAUCGCGGCCCGGCGCCUGGUGGCACACCUGUUCCUACUGAUCCUGCUCAUCAUUCUCAUCCUCCCCUUCGUCUACCCUGGCUUCAUCAGGUGGGUGCUGACCUUCAUCAUUGGACUGGCCCUGUUGAUGUCCACCCUCUUCUGUUGUUACUCUAGCAGCCAGGGCAGCUGCUGGCCCUGCUCCAGGAUUCUUUCCUGUAGGGAGAGGAAACACAGCCAGAUCUCUUCAAUUGCCUGA
This is a messenger RNA of Trichechus manatus latirostris (Florida manatee), 696 nucleotides long. RefSeq names its product ring finger protein 186 (gene RNF186). Gene Ontology annotation, biological process: protein localization to mitochondrion; intrinsic apoptotic signaling pathway in response to endoplasmic reticulum stress; protein K29-linked ubiquitination. The transcript has a single exon. Gene Ontology annotation, molecular function: ubiquitin protein ligase activity. The record is from RefSeq and is a predicted model, not a curated record. Lineage: Eukaryota; Metazoa; Chordata; Mammalia; Sirenia; Trichechidae. Gene Ontology annotation, cellular component: endoplasmic reticulum membrane. The coding region runs from base 1 to 696 and encodes 231 amino acids.